AUGAACACUAAUUUUAGCGGACCAAAGCUUUUUACAUUUGUUCUUUCUCGAGAACAUGGUUUAGCUGCUGGAGUAGCUAUAUCAUCAUGGUUCGCCUUGCAAUACAUGGGCAUGGGUGUAAUGAAAGCACGAAAACAAUAUAAUGUCGAAUAUCCAAAACUCUAUGCCAGCGAGUCAGAUCCGAAUGGAAAGAAGUUCAAUUGCGUGCAACGUGGCCAUCAAAAUACCUUAGAAGUCUAUCCUGAGUUUCUUCUCAUGUUAGGUCUAGGUUCAAUUCGAUAUCCACUUAUAUCCUCAAUCGGUGGAGCCAUUUGGUUACUUGGACGAAUAGUCUAUUUUCAAGGUUAUUCAACUGGUCAACCUGAAAAACGUCGUUAUGGUUCAUUUGGUUAUUUAGGAUUAUUUACAAUGAUGGGCUGCGCUAUUAAAACAAUUUAUGAUUUACAACACUCAAUCGAUUUCAUCACUAUCCUUGCAUCCUUCACUCUUGCUCACAAAUAUCAACACUCACAAACACACAUCCUCGACUAUCAUCUCAUUGCUCACACCUUCAACAUCCACGACAUCCAACUCAUUCAUGAUGGUGAAGUUGCACUUCUCGAAGCUCUCUCCUAUGACAUCAGCGUGCCAACACCUGAUGACUUCUUUUCCUACUUCUCCAAUCUGGCUAACAACACUGAUCCGAAAAUCAAAACAAUCAUUGACGAAGCUCGCCUUGCACUCUCGUCGCCCUCUCUUCCACAUCAAACAUUCGGUGUUCUUCAUAACUAUUCACCGAGUGUGGUAGUGCUUUCUGUCAUGUACAAUUAUUUGACAUCGAAUAGUUGGAUGAGUGAACAAGUGAAGAAGAUUAUUAUUGGAAAGAAAGAUGGUGAUCAGUAUGUUAAACAACUAAUUCAUUGUAUAGCUCAACUUCAAAGUGUAAUGACUUCAUGA
Molecule: messenger RNA, 936 nt
Organism: Adineta ricciae
Lineage: Eukaryota; Metazoa; Rotifera; Eurotatoria; Adinetida; Adinetidae
Source: the annotation of a GenBank genome assembly